Messenger RNA from Branchiostoma floridae (Florida lancelet), 1889 nucleotides. RefSeq lists its product as uncharacterized. The coding region runs from base 201 to 1889 and encodes 562 amino acids. The record is from RefSeq and is a predicted model, not a curated record. Gene Ontology annotation, cellular component: membrane. NCBI's taxonomy places the organism in Eukaryota, Metazoa, Chordata, Leptocardii, Amphioxiformes, Branchiostomatidae. The transcript has 12 exons. Gene Ontology annotation, molecular function: wide pore channel activity.
UUUUUCGUAUGGCCCUUUCUGGCAAUGAGGAAAUUUGCUUCGCUGUCACAUUUAGUGUUUUUCACGAUGCCGAAAUGCACGAACUCAGCAUAUGACUAAACCCCAUACUGACCCACAACAAUUAGUUGCCGAUAUCAUCAUAUCAUCCCUUCAUUACUUUGACAUACAAUACAUGUAACAGGUGUGGAGUUAAAGGUGAAAUGGCGGUCCCUGCAACUUUUAUUUUGGGUAUAGCCAUUCUGUGCACAGGUGUUACAUCUGACAAUGUCUGUGGCGGUGAUCAUUCCGGUACCGCGUCCGGUACCAUCGUCGCCACCCCCGGCCCGGGACCCUGUCAGUGGUCCAUAGAGGUACCCCGGGGAUCCUCUGUACGACUCACGUUCGACAUUUUCCACCUUCAUGAUGGGGACGGUGACGUCAUCGUGUACGAACACUGCAAUGUUGGAAAUCAACUAGGAAUAUUCAAAGGACUCGAGAUUCCUCAACCAGUCACUUCUUACAGUAAUAAGAUGGUGGUAGUCCUGACGUCAUCGGGGAUCGGUACUGGCACCGGAUUCCGUGCUCAUUACGAAGCUGUCCCUGUUCCCAGAGUCGUCCCAGGCGAGCUGUACAGCAUUCCUGAUGACCCGUCGCCUAUUGACAUUAAACAGGGCUGCCUAACGCAUACGGCCGGUGAACGCUGGGCUACAGAAGAUAAGAAGCUGCUGAACUGUGUCUGUGGUGGGGAUUACCGUGUAUGUUAUACCGUACGCUGUCUGAUGGGCACCUCUGCAGUUAUGGGCAAAGACGGGCAUUGGGCCUGCCGCAAAUACCAGGUGCAUGAAAAACAACGUGCAAACAUCCCCGGGCAAGCGAAAUUUGUCCCGGUACCUCUAAUCGUGCAUGCUGUCGUUGGAUUGGUCAACUGGUCUCUAGGCAACGCCUUUGAGGAGCCUGACCCUCAGCAGCAGAUUCUGGCCGAUCUGCAGGCGCUGGACAACAGGCUGGACGAUCUGCACGGACAACUGGACUCGCUCCAGACCGGUCAGGACUGGGCGGUGGGCGCUACCCUGUACGCUCAUGCCGAGCAGAGACUGCGGGACACGCUGGACUACCUCACCAAUGUCCUUUAUGUGGACCCGGCGGGACAGAUGCAGCCGAGCGCCGCCGCGCAUCAGUGGGCGGACACGGUCCUAUCAACGGGACAGGACGGUCUGUUCUCGGUACUGAACAGGUUCCAUGACAUGGUGGUCGGCUCCUCGGGCCUGUUCGGCACCAAGUCCCUCCUGCUGACGUACGACGCCACGUUGGUGUCAACCACUCCCAGGGACAGCGUGGCCUACUGGAACAAGCUGCUGUGGUUCUAUGAGUACACCUACUCCCUCCAGGUGGCCGGGUACUCCGCCUGGUCCACGGCGCUGAACGUGAAGGGAAGGCAGGACGAGACAUCAGCCGUGAUGGCACGGGCGCGGGGGAAGCUCAGCGAGCAGGCCUGCUUUCUUGAGAUGUACCUUAGGGAAUGGCCGGCCGGUACUUACGGACUACCCAUGACCAACACCGGGUGUCCCGUGGCAACGAACGUCACCUGGGAAACCGGGUCUCGUUUCCAGGAUACCAGCGGGUACAACGAGUGGUCAGACGGCCUUCAUUUCCCGACAGACACCUUCCACAGUGGCAACAUGCGACAGGAGUUCUGUAUGAAGACUUCCAGCGAAGGCGGAAGUGGGCAGUGGCCGGCGGGGAACUACUGUAUUUUCAAGAGGGGAGCGUGUCCUGACGGUAUGCAUGCGUUUUGUCAACGGUUCCUCGAAGGCCACAUCACGUGGGACGACCUAGACGUGUUCAAUGAUAACGAGAUUUCGGGCGCACUGCCUGAUGGGGUUUAUUACGCCAACACGGAGAUCCACUAA